GUUAAAUUACAAUUUACUUUCACGAAAAUACAAGAAAAAUCAAUUCAAACAACUAUGACGAAUGUCACGGCUUUUCCACAGGUUCGAGACUUCCUGAGAAAAUGUAGUCUUUCGCAGUAUUAUGACAGAUUCAUAUCCGAAGGAUUCGAUCAGCUACAGUCGCUCCUCGAUGUCACCGAAUAUGAUCUGAUAGCUAUGGACGUCAAAAGAGGCCAUCGAAGGCGAUUGCAAAGAGAAAUCGCCUCAAUGAAGGGAGUUCCCCAAAAUAUGCCGUUAUACAUUCAACAUGGGACGGUAUUAGAAGACUCAUGUGCACUCGCGGAUCAUAAUGCUUCACAAAAAAUUCCUUACGUUAAUGGAACUUCAAAUUCAAGUGGAGCGACCGUUGUAUCCCCUCAAAUAAGAAGCAGGUCAACAAGAGACGAUGAUCCUCAGGAUCCACCAGAUUCCACGGAAGGUGGAAGUGCUAAGCGUAAAUAUAAACGUCACCCAAAAAGGGAUAAGAACGCCCCCGUGAAGCCACUUUCCGCUUAUGUCAUGUUCGCUCAUAAAGUUCGCGAAGAGUACGCAGGGCAGAAUAUUUCAUUUCCCGAUAUGGCGAAGAUCGUCGGUGAUCGUUGGAAAACUGUCAACCCCGAGGUUAAAGAGGCGAUCGAGAAUGAAGCCGCCAAAGCAAAGGAGGAAUACCAAGCGGCCAUGGCAGUGUAUAAGACAACUGAUUAUUGGAAGAAAUACCAAGAAUACUUGAAAGAAUUUAAAGAAAAAUAUGAAUUAAACACUCGAGAUUCAAGUAAAUCACGUAAGAGACAAAAUAUCGAACCCUCACCAGAUUCAGAUAAUGCGACACCUUCAGGUUAUUCUAGUACGCGGUCAACUUCCGUUGGAUAUGAGAACGGUAGUGGAAAUAUAAGCAGUGGAAGCAGUAAUGGAAACGGGAAUGGACAACAUUCCAAACAUCAAUUUCUUCCAAGUUCAUAUUCUAAUCAUGGGUAUCAACAACAACAACAUCAUCAUCCAAAUUAUCCCCCCCACUCAAGCAGCUAUAUUCCUCCAUAUACACAUUACAACCCAUCUAUGCCGCCUUUCGGAUAUACGAACAAUAGCAUCGGACAAAAUGUCGGUAGCACGUUUGUAACCCCACCAUCAAGUAACAGUAACGGCACCCCGUCAACCACAUUGGCAGACUUGUAUGCCAAAGAUGAUAGUAGUGCCGGUGACGAUCAAUCUCAACGAGAAAAUGUUAGUGGCGGUGGAAACGGAAGUAGCAAUGGAAGUAGCAUCGGAAGCGGUAGUGGUAGCGGCGGUAGUAGUAGCAGCAGUACCAGACAAGUUUUCGAGGAUUCCGACAACUCAACUUCAAGUUCAAACACUCCUCCUGCCGCUUUUGUGGAAACUGAAGAGAACCAAAGUAGUAAACAAGCGCAAAAAAAAACGAGAUCAGAUCGCUAA
Molecule: messenger RNA, 1449 nt
Organism: Funneliformis caledonium
Lineage: Eukaryota; Fungi; Glomeromycota; Glomeromycetes; Glomerales; Glomeraceae
Source: the annotation of a GenBank genome assembly